Alosa alosa (allis shad) is the source of this 882-nucleotide messenger RNA. Its product is annotated as potassium-transporting ATPase subunit beta-like. The transcript is spliced from 7 exons. Gene Ontology annotation, molecular function: ATPase activator activity. Lineage: Eukaryota; Metazoa; Chordata; Actinopteri; Clupeiformes; Clupeidae. The record is from RefSeq and is a predicted model, not a curated record. Gene Ontology annotation, biological process: intracellular potassium ion homeostasis; sodium ion export across plasma membrane; intracellular sodium ion homeostasis. The coding region runs from base 1 to 882 and encodes 293 amino acids. Gene Ontology annotation, cellular component: sodium:potassium-exchanging ATPase complex.
AUGGCCACACUGAAGGAGAAGAGAACGUGUGGGCAGCGAUGUGAGGACUUUGGGCGGUUUGUGUGGAACCCAGACCAGGGAACCUUAAUGGGCAGAACCCCGAUCAAAUGGGUGUACAUCAGCCUCUACUAUGUGGCAUUUUAUGUGGUGAUGACAGGACUGUUUGCGCUGUCCAUCUGGGUAUUGAUGUACACCCUGGAUCCAUAUGCACCAGAUUACCAAGACCGGUUACGUUCGCCAGGCGUAAUGGUUUGGCCGGACUCAUACAACGAAGAGGACCUUGAGCUGGUUUACAACAUGUCUGAGAAGAACAGUUGGAGGAAGAUGUCCAAGUGCCUGGAAGACUUUCUCAUCCCUUACAAUUACACCAAACAGGAACACUGCAAAAUGAUGAACAAAGACUGCAAGAAGGGGACAUACUACUUUCAGAAACAUUUCGAGGCUCCUGAUCACAGAAAGUAUUCUUGCGUCUUCAACCCAACUGUGCUUGGAAAUUGCUCUGGUCAGGAUGAUGAUACAUUUGGCUACAAUGGAACACAGCCAUGUGUAAUCAUCAAAAUGAAUAGGAUAAUUAAUUUCCUGCCCAACAACGGAACCAACAUGGCACCCUAUGUCAACUGCACAGUAUUGGAGGGACAUGAGAAUGUGGGAAACAUUGAGUAUUUCCCGACCAAUGGAACAUUCGACCUGUCCUACUUCCCUUACUAUGGACGGAAAGCACAGCCAACUUAUUUGAAUCCCCUAGUGGCCGUGAAAUUCCACCUGAUUGAGCAGCGUUCGGCGAAGAUCCAGUGUAGGGUUGUGGCCCACAACAUCUUCUACGAGAACUUCUAUGAGCCUUACGAAGGCAAAGUCAUCUUCCGCCUUGAGGCCACAAGCUAA